AUGGAGGAACAUUUAUUAUCUUUGAAAGUGAUGCGACUGUCACGACCAUCAUUUGUGGCAUCAAAUCCAUUAUAUUUUGAACCAGCAACCGAUCCAUUAACUGUAGCAUUGGAAGCUGCAGCCUUGAAUGACUUGACUCUGCUAUCCUCCGACUCAGCAUCAUCAUCGCCAUCAACAACAUCAACAACAGAUCCAUCAACGGUGAGGAUUCGAGAUGUCGCAUCAUCAGAUCUAUUAGCACUACCAGCCGCAUUUGGAAAUAUACAUCUAGGAGAAACAUUUAUAUCUUACUUAUGUGUCAACAAUGAAUCCCCAACUGCUGUACAAGAUGUCGGGAUCAAGGCCGAGCUUCAAACUGCAUCCCAACGAUUUACAUUGGCAGAUACAGUAGCUAUAGCUGUUACUCAACCAAAUGCUGCUAUACAACCUGUAACGUCACCUGGUAGUACCAUGUUUCCAACUAGGACGGGAGGUGCCUCACCGCCAUCGUCACCUGGAGGAAACAACACAUCCCCAUCUAGAGUCUCGUUACUACCUACUCAGUCCGCCGAGUUUAUUAUACAGCACGAAAUCAAGGAAUUAGGUGUACAUAUCUUGGUCUGCUCGGUACAUUACACUGCUGGCACUGAACGACGGUAUUUUAGGAAAUUUUAUAAAUUCCAGGUCUUGAAUCCACUAGCUGUCAAAACGAAAGUCAAUACGCUUCAAGAUGGACGAGUGUUUUUGGAAGCUCAGGUACAGAAUGUGUCGGCUGGUGUCAUGUGUCUGGAGAGGAUGAAGUUUGAUCCGUCAGAGCUGUUUGAGUUUAAGGACUUGAAUGGUGUUAUACUAGCAGAUAAGAGUAAAGGGGCUACGACGUCGAGUAAUAGUAAUAAAAAUAGCACCACAAACACCACAAACACCGAACGAAAACGAGAACCAACGGCCACACCAGUAAACGAAUCCCCAAUGGUAUUUCAGGAUGCCCCAUACUUGAACCCUCAAGACACCCGUCAAUACCUAUACAUGCUAACCCCAAAAACCACAAACGACCCAUUGGCCAGAACAACAUCAACACUAGGCAAACUAGACAUUAUGUGGCGGACUCAAAUGGGUCAAAUAGGUCGCCUCCAAACAUCCCAACUAUCACGCAAAGUACCUCCCGUCGAACCAUACGAUAUAUCCGUAAUCACUCUCCCAAACAUGGUAAAAUCCGAACAACCAUUCACACUACAUUGUCGAGUACGUAAUAAUCUUGCUGGUGAAACACUCAAACUGAGUGUCGCUGCUGUAAAGAGCAAGAUGGGAUCUGUGUUGUUGUGUGGGAUUGCUGAAAAGAUGGUUGGUGAUGUGCCGCCGUUGGAUUCAGUUGAUUUUGAAUUGUCGUUUUUUCCAUUGUUGGCUGGUUUGCACAAGAUAACGGGGUUGAGGAUUAAUGAGGCGAAUUCUGGGACUGGAAGGGAUGUUGAUAGUUUGGCUGAUAUACUCGUGAUAUGA
Synchytrium microbalum is the source of this 1476-nucleotide messenger RNA. RefSeq lists its product as uncharacterized. NCBI's taxonomy places the organism in Eukaryota, Fungi, Chytridiomycota, Chytridiomycetes, Synchytriales, Synchytriaceae. The transcript has a single exon. The coding region runs from base 1 to 1476 and encodes 491 amino acids. The record is from RefSeq and is a predicted model, not a curated record. Gene Ontology annotation, cellular component: TRAPPIII protein complex.